Messenger RNA from Fopius arisanus, 1498 nucleotides. Its product is annotated as lysosomal aspartic protease-like. Lineage: Eukaryota; Metazoa; Arthropoda; Insecta; Hymenoptera; Braconidae. Bases 99 to 1256 code for a protein of 385 amino acids. The transcript is spliced from 4 exons. The record is from RefSeq and is a predicted model, not a curated record. Gene Ontology annotation, cellular component: lysosome. Gene Ontology annotation, molecular function: aspartic-type endopeptidase activity. Gene Ontology annotation, biological process: proteolysis; cell death.
UUGUCAUAACGUUUUUGGAGCACCAGCUGAGCACAACAGAGGCUUCCUCUUAUUAUCAUCCCUGAAUAUAUUAUAAAUAAUCAAUCAACAUUGGCAAAAUGCUGCGACUCGUGGCGUUUCUUGCCUUUGUCCUCGCAAUCGUCAAUGCUGAUCUUGUGAGAGUUCCAGUCCAUCGGAUCAGUACUGUGAGAAAAACCCUGAAGGAGGUGGGAACUGACCUCCACCAGGUGCGAAUGAGAUAUGGAAACCAAAGGGAAGGACCAGAACCUCUUUCCAACUACAUGGAUGCUCAGUACUAUGGGGAAAUUAGCAUUGGUACUCCUCCACAGAAAUUUAAGGUCGUCUUCGACACCGGCUCCUCGAACCUCUGGGUACCCUCCAAAAAAUGCCACUUCACCAACAUCGCUUGCCUCUUGCACUCCAAGUACGAUAGCAGCAAAUCAUCGACUUAUCAGAGCAAUGGGACACUUUUUGCUAUUCAAUAUGGAUCGGGCAGUCUUUCUGGAUUUCUGUCCAAUGACAAUGUGAAUAUUGCAGGGUUUGACAUUAAAAACCAGGGAUUUGCUGAAGCCCUGAGUGAACCGGGACUAGCUUUCGUGGCCGCUAAAUUCGAUGGUAUUCUCGGUAUGGCUUACAAGAGCAUCGCAGUUGAUGGUGUGACCCCCCCAUUCUAUUCCAUGUAUGAUCAAGGAUUGAUCAAACAGAAGAUAUUCAGUUUCUACCUCAACAGAGAUCCAAAUGCUACACCUGGUGGUGAGAUGAUCCUCGGAGGAUCCGAUCCAGAACAUUAUCAGGGAGACUUCACGUAUAUCUCAGUGGAUCGUCAAGCUUAUUGGCAGUUCCAGAUGGACAAAAUCAUGGUUGGCGAUGCUACAUUCUGUCAAGACGGUUGCCAGGCAAUAGCCGAUACUGGCACCUCUCUCAUCGCUGGGCCAGUACUGGAAAUUGCAGCAAUUAACAAAGCAAUCGGUGCCACUCCUCUAGCCGCUGGAGAAGCGAUGGUCAGCUGUGACCUUGUCCCGAAUUUACCCAAAAUUCAAUUCAUUUUCGGUGGUAAAUCAUUCGCCCUCACAGGAGACGAUUAUAUACUGAAAGUUAGUCAAUUUGGAAAAACGAUAUGUCUUAGUGGAUUUAUGGGAAUUGACAUUCCACCACCCAAUGGACCCCUUUGGAUCCUCGGAGAUGUCUUCAUCGGUCGUUACUACACGGAAUUCGAUAUGGAGAACAAUCGCAUUGGUUUCACCGACGCCAAAUAGAUCCCUUUUCCGAGAUUAUCCUCAUUUGAUCAAAUAAUUCAACAAACAGAAUUACAUUUACUCGAAUUCGCUAUUUUCGAUUGAUUUUUGAUUUUUUUUUUUAGAUUUUAGGUGCCACUCGUAUUGAUUUAUACUCGCACGCGAACAAAAUACUUCCUUAAAUGAUUUGAUGAUGUACUAAUCAAUUGUCUGUUGAAUUCAAUAAAUGCGAAGAGGCCGGUAUUUUGUAUCAAAAAAAUGUA